Messenger RNA from Sabethes cyaneus, 567 nucleotides. RefSeq names its product larval cuticle protein A2B-like. The coding region runs from base 1 to 567 and encodes 188 amino acids. Gene Ontology annotation, cellular component: extracellular matrix. The transcript has 2 exons. The record is from RefSeq and is a predicted model, not a curated record. Lineage: Eukaryota; Metazoa; Arthropoda; Insecta; Diptera; Culicidae.
AUGCCAGACAAUGGAACCGUAUUCGAGAGUCGAACGGAACAUAUUUUAAUAAUUAAUUGUGAAUCAUUUCAGUUCCUUGCAGUAUUCGCUUUCCUGGCCGUGGCCAGUGCCCAGCACUACGAUCCCCAUUACUACCAGCCACAGUACCAUGCUCCUGCCAUUGUUAAGACUGUCCAGCCAGCCAUCGUCAAGACUAUUCAGCCAGCUCUAGUCAAGACCGUCAAACACGUCGAGUAUCCAGACUCUCCAGCUGAAUAUCAGUUCCAGUACUCCGUUCACGAUGAGCACACCGGAGAUAUUAAGAGCCAACAGGAGGAACGCCAUGGUGAUGACGUUAAGGGCCAGUACACUCUGAUCGAUGCUGAUGGCCACCGUCGUAUCGUAGAUUACACCGCCGAUGAGCACAACGGUUUCAACGCUGUCGUUCGUCGGGAACCUCUCGAGGGACACAAGAUCGUAAAGACUAUUGCUCCGGUCGCCAAGGUGUACGCCCCAGUCGCCAAGGUUAUCGCUCCUCAGGUGCACUACAGCCAUCCAGAACCACAAUACUCACACUCGCACUAUUAG